Molecule: messenger RNA, 1262 nt
Organism: Chrysoperla carnea
Lineage: Eukaryota; Metazoa; Arthropoda; Insecta; Neuroptera; Chrysopidae
Exons: 6
Coding region: 1-1134 (377 amino acids)
Source: RefSeq, a predicted model, not a curated record
AUGUUAAUGGUUGUACCUGAAAAAUCUGCAAGUACAAUUGAGGAUAUGAUGGCUCCAAUUAUGAUGGGAAUACUUCUAAAAUUAUUAGCAAUGAUACCAAUGGUGUUAGUUAAAAUUGGUUUCUUUGCCAUAACAUCAUUAUUAGGCAGUAUAAUUUCAUUAGUGGAUAUGAUGAUGAUGAUGCCACCACCGAACAUGAUGGAUAUGACGAUGAAACCGUAUCAUAUGCAGCCAGAACCAGAAAUAAUGCAUAAAAGUCCAUUUUCAGAUCCAUCACCGUUCAAAACAAAAUUCCAAAAAUUUGUUGAUACUAAGCGGGAUUUAAUAAAUAAUUUAUUUGGUAACGAUGAAGAUGAUCAAAAAACAAGUUCGUCACAUCAUAUUUACCGAAUUCAUAAUGGCCAUCAUGAAGGACAGCACAGUAGAUCGAAUGAUAAAAAUGAACAAAAAUUACGAGAAAAUGGUGAACGUUUAGAUGAUUGUGUGAAAAAUCCAUUGCAAUGUCAAGGAUUAGGAUUAGCAAAAAAUAUAGUGAAUUCAGUGUCGGCGACCAAACCAACUGAGGAUAUUAGUUUAGGGGAUGGGAUAGACAUUGUCCCAUCCACGGAUAAGUCUAAUGUAUUAGCUGCUGGGGCAAGAAGUAUGCUACCUGGUGAGACGGUACCUAGUGAAGACGGAGUAUUAAAUACAAUUCAAAAUUAUUUAACUGGCCAUGAAAUUCGAUUUAAGUUAAACGGUUUAUUACCAACUAGUGAAGGUAUGAAAUCAUCAUUUAGCAGUUCGUUGUUGGAAGGUUUAACUAGUGGAAUUGAAUCUGCCAGAGGUAAAAAGGAUAAAGGAGGCGGUAUGCUCUUGGUUAUGGCUAUGAUGAUGGGAAAAAUGAUGAUGACUAUGGGUUUUGGAGGUAUUGGCUUAUUGACAAUGAAAGCUCUUAUGGUCUCUGCACUCGCUUUAAUGUUAUCAACCAUCUUAGGUAUAAAGAAAUUAGCCUCAUCCGGUCAUGAAGAAAGUGGUCAUCAAGUAAUUUAUGCUGGACAUCAUGAUGGCCAUCAUAGAAAACGACGAUCAACAUUUGAUAAUCAAAUCCCAUUACCUUAUCGUGGAUGGGUUGAAUAUAUUAAACAGUUACAGUAAUUUGAUUGAUGAGGACACAACCAUUUUUCACAUUUCUACACACACUACAAUGUAGUGGGUGUAGUGUGUUUUUAUUUAUUUUUUUUUGACUCCUUACGUAUUGACGCAACUAAUUGACACAACGAGAC